Molecule: messenger RNA, 1836 nt
Organism: Dictyostelium purpureum
Lineage: Eukaryota; Evosea; Eumycetozoa; Dictyosteliales; Dictyosteliaceae
Exons: 3
Coding region: 1-1836 (611 amino acids)
Biological process (GO): regulation of DNA-templated transcription
Molecular function (GO): protein binding; DNA-binding transcription factor activity, RNA polymerase II-specific; zinc ion binding
Source: RefSeq, a predicted model, not a curated record
AUGGAUUUACAUCCAAGAAAAAGAAAGACAUCAGAGAAAGCAUGCUUUCUGUGUCAAAAAGAUAUGGUGGAGUGUGACGAAAGAACACCAUGUUCAAGAUGUAUUAUAAAAGGUGUUCCACAUAUGUGUUUCAGUUCUACCAGGGCAUCGCCCAAUUAUCCAUUUAAUAAUAAUAUUAGACCUAAUAUAUCACCUACCACUUCGUCACCUCCUAAAACUUCACCAACUCAGAAAAAUACAAAUAACACUACCACAACAAAUAAUCAACAAAGUAAACCAACUAGUACAAGUAGUAAUACAAGCAAUACGAAUAAUAAUAAUAGUAAUAAUAAUAAUAAUAAUAACAAUAACAGUAGCAAUAACAAUAAUAACAGUAUCAAUAAUAAUCAACAACCCACAGAUAUCGUUAAAUCAGAUUAUAAUGGUAUAGCAAAUUUAUUAAUUAGUGAACUAAGAGAAUUAAAAGAUGGUCAAAAAAAAAUUUAUGAUGAAAUAAUUUAUUUAAGAGGGAAGAAUGAAAAAUUAGAACUACUCAACGAGGCAUUGGUAGCUAAAUUAAGUUUAUUAACAACUGAUGAUUCAUCUACACAAUCAUCACAUCAUUUAUUACAUUCAAACAUACAUACAGAUAGUGCAUUAUCAUAUCCAAUGCACGAAGUUGGCCAUUAUAAUGACCAAAUUCAUUUCCAAAAUAUAUUUAUAGUUAUAGAUUUAUUAAAAAACCCACCAAUGGUUUUGAACUGUUCAAAAAGUUUUUCACAGUUAAUCGGUUAUUCACAAGAUGAAAUUAUUGGUUUACCUUGGACUGAAAUUACACAUCCAAAUUUAAUGGAAAAAACAAUGUCAUUCUUUCAACAACAGCAUAGAAAUUUAACGGAUAAAAGGACAAUGGAGAUUGCACAGGUUUAUAAAUGUAGAGAUGGUUCCAUUUUUAGCACUAUAGAUACCCAUUCAUUGGUUUAUGAUUCAGAAAAUACAAAGCCAAUUUGUGAUAUUGUUAAUAUUAGACUUUUAGAGGGCAAUGAACCAAUACCAACAGAUAUUAUUAAUUCAACUUCUGUGCCAACUUCAAAUCGUUUAAGAUUAAAAAAUACAAGCACAAUCUCAUCAGUAGAUGAGUCACCACCAUCAACACCUGUAAAUUAUCAAACAAACACAACAACCACAACAGCUACAAAUACAGCAAACACAAAUACCAAUAAUAUUUCAACCACUAAUACACCAACUAAAAAUUAUAAUAAUAGUCCUUUUAAUAGUAGUAAUAAUAGUAAUCCUAUAAGCAUGAAUACUACCUCAAGAAUUUAUGAACAACCAUCAACACCUUCAACUCCAAUAACACCAAAUCAAUUAAAUUCAACAAGCGGUAUGGUGCAUACACCCGUUACCACCACUUCCAAUGAUUUUAACAACAAAAUGAAUAUAAAUGAUAUCCCGAUUGGUUUAUAUAAUACUAUAGGUAACGAAAUGGAGUUAAAUCAUAAUCAUAAUAUAGAUAAUAAUCAAUUUUUAAUUCCAAAUGCAUUUACAUUCGAUCCAUCAUUGUAUACUACAAAUAUACCGACAUUAACAACUCCAACUUUUGACAAUACUAAUAAUAACAAUAAUAAUAAUAAUAAUGGAAUUAUCCAACCAUCGAUAAUAACCGAGGGAAUAGCAACAGUACCAACUUCAACAACCAACACAAAUCCAAAUCCAAAUCCAAAUUUAUUAGAUAGUAAUGGUGGACUUUUAACCGAUUUUCUAGACCCAAUGAUUGGUGAUUCAGUGAAUCAAUCAAAUAAUAGCCAAACAAAUUUAUGGAGUUUCGAUUCAUCUGACUGGAAUAAUUCAAAAUAA